AGGAGGCAGGCGGGGACCAGCUUUCCCUUCUCCUCACCCCUGGGGAAAAACUGAUGCUGCCGAGGAAGCGGUGGGGGCACAGGCACAACUGCGGAGGCCUUGGCCAGUCCCCUCCCUGUGGGGGGAGAGCGGUGGGGCGGUGGUGGCGGCCAUGCCGGGGGCUCUGAGCCGCCUCCGCUGCCUUCCAGGCCUGGCGUUUUUCCGUUGCGUGGGUGCCGAUGCCAACGUCACCGCCGGGCACGGCACGGAGGGGCUGGCCUGUGGCGUGGCCGAGAGCUGCACGGGGAACGUGACGCAGCUGAGGCGGCAGGGUCACUUCUCCAGGUGCCCGGAGGAGUACAAGCACUACUGCGUCAAAGGGAGAUGCCGCUUCCUCGUGGCCGAGAAGGCACCAGCUUGCGUGUGUGAACGAGGCUACACGGGGUCUCGCUGCGAGAGGGUGGACAUCUUCUACCUGCGAGGUGACCGGGGCCAGAUCGUGAUCAUCUCCUUGAUCGCUGCCAUCGUCACCCUCAUCAUCUUUGUCGUCUGCGCCUGCCUCUGCAGUCACCACUGUCGGAAGCAGCGGAGGAAGAGAAAGGCAGAGGAGCUGGAGACCUUGAACAAGAAUUUGCCUUCCAAAAGCGAGGACGUGCUGGAGACGGACAUUGCGUGAUGGUGCGUGGGGACCGAGGGGAGUGUCACCGAGCCCGGGGAGCUCCAGGUACCCGCGGGCGGGUCCCGAACAACGACACCGGCUGGCUCCACGGGCUUAAAACCUACCAACGGCUUGAAUAAAGGGGUGACGGAAAGGUG
This is a messenger RNA of Calidris pugnax (ruff), 795 nucleotides long. It is a transcript of the gene BTC, whose product is annotated as betacellulin. The transcript is spliced from 5 exons. The coding region runs from base 152 to 655 and encodes 167 amino acids. Gene Ontology annotation, biological process: positive regulation of cell population proliferation; positive regulation of mitotic nuclear division; epidermal growth factor receptor signaling pathway. NCBI's taxonomy places the organism in Eukaryota, Metazoa, Chordata, Aves, Charadriiformes, Scolopacidae. The record is from RefSeq and is a predicted model, not a curated record.